UUUCUUCUUAUAAUUACUCAAACUAAACACACUAUCACGCUCGCUCUCACAGAAUCAGAAUCAGAAUUAAAAAAACCCUAUCGGAGAAGAAGAAGAAGAGAAGAUGCAGAUCUUCGUGAAGACUUUGACCGGAAAGACUAUCACCCUCGAGGUUGAGAGCAGCGACACAAUCGACAACGUCAAGGCCAAGAUCCAGGACAAAGAAGGUAUCCCUCCUGACCAGCAAAGGUUGAUUUUUGCGGGUAAGCAACUGGAAGAUGGACGUACUCUUGCUGAUUACAACAUACAAAAGGAAUCAACACUUCACUUGGUACUCAGGCUCAGAGGAGGAACCAUGAUUAAAGUCAAGACUUUGACCGGUAAAGAGAUUGAAAUUGACAUUGAGCCUACUGAUACUAUUGAUCGUAUCAAGGAACGUGUUGAAGAAAAAGAGGGUAUUCCACCUGUGCAGCAAAGGCUCAUCUAUGCUGGUAAGCAGCUUGCUGAUGACAAAACAGCUAAAGAGUACAACAUUGAGGGUGGUUCUGUGCUUCACUUGGUGCUUGCAUUGAGGGGUGGUAAUUAGUAAGGUAGAAUGCACAUUCGAUCUCAAGAAAUUAGCCUGUUCAGACUUGGUCACUUUCUAGUUCUUGGUAAAUGUUUAACAAUUGCUUCUGAACCUCCUAAAGACAUGAAAGGAAGCUCUAUACUCGUCCAUCUAUGAGGACAUGAUUGUUCUUUUAUGUGCUUGUUUUUUUAUAAUUUUGGGGUUACUUUUGGUGCUCACUUCGUUGUAUGCUUUUAAACCCAAAAAUUGGCAUCUUAAUGAAAUCUCUAAACUAAUAAUUCAUAACCACAA
Medicago truncatula (barrel medic) is the source of this 838-nucleotide messenger RNA. RefSeq names its product ubiquitin-NEDD8-like protein RUB2. The transcript is spliced from 3 exons. Gene Ontology annotation, molecular function: protein binding. The record is from RefSeq and is a predicted model, not a curated record. Lineage: Eukaryota; Viridiplantae; Streptophyta; Magnoliopsida; Fabales; Fabaceae. The coding region runs from base 104 to 565 and encodes 153 amino acids.